CCUAUCUACAGCUCAACCAAAAUGGAUGUCUUGGUCUCCAACCCCGACAGUCCCCCGAUCUAUACAGCGGCCUUCCUCCUCGGAAUAUUCCUCCAUGUCGGCUUGUUCAGGAUAGGCGAGUGGGAUCUCUUCGUCCCCCAGCUGCUACUCAUUUCCACGACAUUAUACUCGGCAUUGAUCUAUUUCUAUGUGUUUUACUCGCCGCUGGGUCCCGAUCUCUGGGUUCCUGUUGUGACCGCCUCCAAGCUAUUUUUUUUUCUCAUUGGGGGCAUUUACACCAGCAUCGCCACAUACAGACUGCUGUUUCAUCCUCUGCGUCGAUUCCCAGGACCUUUUCUUUCUGGGUUGACCAGCCUCUACCCGGUGUGGCUGUUAGUCCGAAAACUUCACAUGUACGAGGAAGUGCAGCAAUUGCACGAAAAGUACGGCGACAUUGUCAGGCUAGGUCCCUCUGAAUUAUCAAUCGCAAACGUGAGCGCUCUCCACGCCAUUCAUUCGGCGCAGUCACCAUGCGCCAAAGGACCAUGGUACAACAUAUUCCAUCCCAUGAUAUCUGUCCAAUCCGCACGAGACCACAAAGAACACGCACACCGGCGGAAGGUCUGGGACAAAGGAUUUAGCGCCAAGGCACUGCGAAACUAUGAACCCAGAGUUGCGAAAUACACGGAUUUGCUUCUGAGCCAAAUCCAGGCGCGCGCAGAGAAGCCCAUAGACGCCACCCUCUGGUGCAACUUUUACGGAUUCGACGUCAUGGGCGACCUUGCAUUUGGCAAGAGCUUCAACAUGCUAAAUGACGGAGUCGCACAUCAUUACAUGGAACUGAUGCACAAAGCGACCGUCUUUGGUACCUCGUUUGGUCGAUUUCCCUGGGCUUUUCUGCUCUCUCAGCAUAUUCCCAUUGUAAAUAUCCAGCACAAUACCUUUCUCAAAUGGCUCAAGAACCAAGUCAAGAAGAGAACUGAGGCGGAACCGGAGCUACCGGAUGUGUUCAGUGCGGUUCUAGAUCCCUACAAGGAGAAGGCCCAUCCUUCAUACAAGGACGAGAUGCAUCUGAUUGGAGAUGCAAACCUCAUCGUUGUGGCCGGAAGUGACACGACUUCGGCGACAUUGACGUGCGCCUUGUUCGAGCUUGUGACGCACCCCGAGGUUUACAAAAAGUUGCAAAACGAAGUAGACGAGUUCUUUGCGCAGAAUGAAGGACCGGAGCAUAUGGCGCUGUCGAAGCUCAAGUAUCUUCAGGCCAUUGUUGACGAAUCAAUGCGUCUUCAUCCUGCCGUUCCUUCGGGUGUCCAGCGGAUCACUCCCCCCGAGGGUAUGAUGAUUGGCGAAACAUUUAUCCCUGGGAACACGAUCGUGCAGAUCCCUACGUAUACAGUUGCUCGCGACGCAAGAUGCUUCAAACGCCCCGAUGAAUUUGUUCCUGAGAGAUGGACAACACAGCCAGACCUGGUAAAGGACGGCUCCGCGUUUGCCCCGUUCUCAAUGGGUAAAUAUUCCUGCGUCGGAAGGCAACUUGCCCUGAUGGAGAUCCGGUUCGUGUUGAGCCAGAUUGUACAUAGAUACAGCAUUAGUUUUGCACCUGGACAAACGCCAGAGGCCUUCUUGGAUGGACUAGUCGACGGCUUCACGUUGAUGUGCCCGAAGCUAGAGCUGGUGUUUACGCCGCGAACGGCUUAGACUGGGGAAGACGCAGGAUUGACGCCGAGCGGAAUUCCUGUUUCACGUUAGCUGCGAGCGAGACUGCAAAUAGACGCCAAUUUGCG
Molecule: messenger RNA, 1763 nt
Organism: Ilyonectria robusta
Lineage: Eukaryota; Fungi; Ascomycota; Sordariomycetes; Hypocreales; Nectriaceae
Product: cytochrome P450 67
Exons: 7
Coding region: 22-1677 (551 amino acids)
Molecular function (GO): heme binding; oxidoreductase activity, acting on paired donors, with incorporation or reduction of molecular oxygen; iron ion binding
Source: RefSeq, a predicted model, not a curated record